AUGGCGACCACUCGACCUACCACCGCCGUCAGCUCCAGCAGCAGUGGAAAGUUGCGGAGCCAAAUUGGACAAACCAAAAGGAGAAUUUCGGAGCACUUGUUGGACAAAAAGCAGUAUACUGACACAUACGGUAAUUAUAAAGAUUCCCUCACUACUGCUCUCGAGCAACUUGAGAAACUCCGACCAAUUUACAAAUUUGGACUCAAACAAUUGGAACUUCUGGAUCCCACAAAAGCCUCACUGAUGCAAGCCGCAGACGACUUCAUCGGAGAUGCCACAUCAACUCAAACACCAAUCACUCAACCACCAACCAAUGGCGGGCAAAUGGAAAUGCCCAAAUCAACUUUCAACCUCAACCAAACCAAUCAAUCCACCAACGCCGAAUCCGACUUCAUCAUCAACGUGGGAUCAAACGCUGAUCCAAUCGUACCAAUUCCAUCAUCAGGACAUAACAUUGUGGUUAGUCACCAAUCUCGUCUUGCUGUCCCUCAAAUGAAAAUCCCCACCUUCUCGGGUGACAUCUCCAAAUUUCUCGAGUUUCGAGACUCUUUCACAUUUACCAUGCGCCUGAUUCAAGUUGACGACCUCUCGAAGCUACACUAUUUGAGAUCCUCCAUGGAAGGAGAACCAGAAGAGUUACUACGCAGUCUACCCAUCAUCAGUUCCAACUAUGAGAUCGCAAUGAAGGUUCUGGAAGAGCAAUAUGGAGGACAAGUUCGCAUCAAGCACAACUUGUUGAGCAAGCUGAGUGAUCUUCCUGAUCUUUCGCAGGACACCAAUUCCACAAACUUCAGAAGAUUCACAAUCCAGGCUAGUCUAUAUUUCGACCAGUUACUCAACUUGAAUUGUGACGUCGACAACUUCUCAACUGGUCACAUAAUCCAGAACAAACUUCCAACACGAAUCAAACGAAUCCUUUUUGGGAAAGGAGAAGCGAACAUGCCUACUUCCACCAAGGAUCUGAUCUCUCGAUUGAAAGAACUUUCCCGCGAUGAAAACCUUCUCACCGAGCUGUUCAAAAACAAAGGAAAUCAACAUCAAACAAGCACCACGAUGCUGAGUCAGCAGACCACCAACAAACAUAAACAACAAAAAGAUCAUCUGGGACAUCUUGGACAAGGAAAACAAAUCGAUUCAACCACCUUCAAAGUGACCACACCAUGUGCCUUUUGCGCAGAGGAGAAGUUCAUUCAUCCUCACAUUCAUUGCAAAAGAUACAGCACAGUGGAAUCACGAACGGAUCGAGCAAGAGAACUACACCUAUGUUUCCGAUGCCUGAGAUCUGGUCAUUCUUCACAAACCUGCCAACGACAAUGCCACCAUUGCCAGGGCAAUCAUCAUCAAUCUCUGUGCUAUCGUUUCCUAAAAAGACACGUCCAAUCCAAUGGAAAUCCGCCACCAUCAACAUCCAAUCCUUCAUCAUCACCAUCUUGGAACAAUGCAUCCCAUCAACAGUCAACGAACCGUCAACAGCAACAACAAAAUAUAGCUCCAAAAGCCAAACAAUAUAAUGGAAACAAUGGUCAACCACAACAAGGAAAUCAAAAGCACAACUUCCAGCAGAAACCGUAUUUUGGACAUCCACAACAACAACAACAACAACAACGGACCAAUUUGGCAAUGGCUACAGAACCUGGCGAAAACCAAACAAUGACAGUCAUAACCUACGUGGAUGACACAAUUGUAAAACCUAUCACCACUCUGGAAACCGUUACUUCAAUGGAACCCCUUCAACAAUCUGCAGAACUCAAGCAACAGUCCGUUAUCAUGAUGACCGCUGAACUACCCGUUUUGGACAAAGAUGGCAAUGAAGUGAAAGGAACAGUGUUUUUCGACAGCGGCUCUAACAUGAGCUACAUCUCCACAUCAUUCGCAGAAAAACUGAAAUUGGAUCCCUUGCUCAAUAAACAACUCCACAUCGAUACAUUUGCCUCAUCAGAAAGCCGCUCCAUCAACUCGAAUGUUUUCAACGUCUCCAUCAGGAAUCUGAAAUCGAGUAUUCCCGUCAAACUAUGCGAAGUCCCCUACAUUGCACGGAACAUUGUUUCGGUGGAUGUAGACAACUCCAUGAUCAAUCAACUCCUGAAUUAUGAACAUAUACCAUUGCAACGACAGCAGAAAGAAGUCGACAUCCUAAUUGGCCUGGACACCUACUUGGAACUUUUAGGUCAAGUCAAUACUGUUCGACUUUUCAAUGGACUCCAUUUGAAUAUGACGGAUUGUGGCCCCAUAAUAUCAGGACGAGAAACCAUCAAUGCACUCACUCUCUUGUGUAAACAAGACAUCCCUACUGACGCCAUCUGCCAGGAAUUACACAACUUUUGGAAAUUGGAAAGUAUUGGAAUAACGGAUCAACCGAACUUGAAAAUCGAUGAAGAAGUAAACGAAUUCUACACCUCCACCACUACCAGAGAUACUGAUGGCCGUUUCAUCCUUCGCCUACCUUACAUCGACAAAUCUAAUACUCAACUUCCCUCGAACCGUGCUCUUGCUUUCGGACGACUCCAAGGAAUCCUCAGGAAACUUCGAUCAGAUCCCGAACUACUCCAGAAAUAUGACAAUAUUUUUGCUGAACAAUUGAAGUUUGGAUUCAUCGAACUUGUGGAUGAAAACACAGCAGAUGGACCAAUCGUGCAAUACUUGGGACAUCAUCCAGUCUUCAAACAGGACUCCAAAUCAACAAAAAUAAGAAUAGUUUUUGAUGGAUCUGCCAAAAGCUCCAAAUCUGCUCAUUCUCUGAACGAUGUUCUUCACACUGGACAACGACUUCUACCGGACACUGCCGCAUUGUUCCUUCGAAUUCGUCAAUUCAUCAUCUUGCUGUCUGCAGAUAUUGAAAAAGCCUUUCUUCAACUGUCAUUACAUCUAGAAGACCGCGAUGCCACUCGUUUCCUUUGGAUCAAUCCCGCCACCAACAAAGUCAUAUGCUACCGUUAUCGUCGAGUCCCGUUUGGACUGAAAUCGUCACCUUUUCUGCUGAACAAAUCAGUGAAAACUCGUUUGGAAUCCUCCAACAAUCCAAUGGCUCAAAAAAUGAUCAACUCUUUCUACGUGGACAAUGCUUUCAUCGGUGUCAACACAUUCGAAGAAGCCAAGGAAGUUUGCGAAUUUGCCAGAACACUCUUCAAAACUGCUCAGAUGAAUUUGUGUCAAUGGUUCUCCAACAAUGCACAAUUCAACAAGUACAUUGCCGACUCUCAAAACACUCCCCCGGAAGCCCGUCUACAGAAAGUUCUCGCUCCGACUGGACUCUUGACAAAAAGAGCUGUUCUUCGAUUUAUUGCCAGUUGCUACGAUCCGAUUGGAAUCCUCACACCAGUCACCUUGUACGGAAAACUCUUCUUCCAAAAACUUGCCCACAAGGAAAUGCAAUGGGAUGACUCACUGACACCAGAUCAACACAAAGCUGUCCAGAAGAUCUUGCAACAAUUUGAAGCUCCUCCAUGGCAUGUCCCACGACGAUUCUUCCAAGGACUUCUACAAUUUCCAACAACUGUCGAAUUACACGUGUUUACGGAUGCAUCCACCAUUGCUUAUGGUACAGUAGCAUACCUUCGAGGACUGGACAACCAACAAGUGGACACUCAAUUUCUCAUGUCGAAAUCUCGCGUCGUUCCCCUGAAGACAAACUACACAAUUCCGGCUUUGGAGAUGCUAGCCAUUCUCACAGGAGUCCGCCUAGCAAAUUACUGUCUAUCCAAUCUUCAAUUGACAUUUGGAGCAUACAUUUGGAGCGACAGCUUAUGUUCAGUGGAUAGCCUCUCUUCGUCUCAUGUCGCUAACAGCAGAUUUGCUCGAAAUCGAAUGAAAGCAAUCCAAGAAGAAGGUGCCGCAUUCAUCUACACUCACGUCAAAGGAAAGAUCAAUCCAGCAGAUUACCUCACUCGUGGACUUUCAUUCACCGAAGUGGAACAAUCCGAACUUUGGCUAAAAGGACCAUCCUUUCUUCGCUCAACAGCUCCAUUACCAAUCCGAUGCAACUCAACCAGCAUUAUGGAAAUUCCCACAACUUCCCUCGUCAUCCAUGAAGAUCCAAUCAUCGACACCCAUCGCUUCAGUUCAUUUCACCGUCUGCUCAGAACAAUGAUGGUCAUAUUUUUGUUCGUCGGCCGAGGAAAAAUGCCACUUCAACAAAGAGUCUACCGAUCGCUUCAAUUCCUGCUCCACCUAGCCCAAUCUAUCAACCCUCCUCAGGAUGAUACCAUCAAAGCACUCCGAUUGAGACGGAGCGACAAGAAUAAUUUGUGGAUCUUCACUGGACGAGCUGAACUUCGACCACUUGUCUACUUACCUCAUGGACAUAUCGCUCAACUCUUGGUUAUGGACAUUCACAUCCGACAUUUUCACUCCAGCCCACUCUACACACUAUCUCAGCUAAGAGAACAAUUUUGGAUCCCCCGAGGACGUUCCUUCGUUCAAAAAACCAUCAAAAACUGCACACCCUGCCGAAAAAUGGAACCUCGUCCCUACCAUCAACCUGCGUUCGCGGAAUUUCCAAGAAGCCGACUUGAACCAUCAAAACCGUUCACCACUACUGGAGUUGACUAUGGAGGACCUUUACAAGUGAGUAUCAAUGGCGUGACUCAAAAAAUCUGGAUUGUGCUGUUUACUUGCCUGUACUCCCGUUUCACUGCCACCGAAAUUGUACUGGACAUGAAGAGCACCUCUUUCUUAACUGCACUCCGACGAUUUGUAUCCAUCCACGACAAGCCAACAACGAUUAUUUGCGACAAUGCAUCUCAAUUCACCAUAGUAAGCUCCAUUCGAAACAUUCUACAAAAUGAACUGCAACAGUCACCUUCCAUCUGCUCCACAUCUUUACCCGAAUUUCACUUCAUCCCUGCCCACUCGCCCUGGGCAGGCGGUGUUUAUGAGAGAAUGAUGUCAUUGAUCAAGAAAACUCUUGUGCGUGCAGGAACCACAAAACGACUACUCAGUUUGGAGGACUUCAGAACCACAUUGGCAGAAUGUACGACCAUCAUCAACUAUCGACCGCUUUCAUACGUCUCUUCCGAUGAUGAUAUUUCACCUAUCCGACCGGUUGAUUAUGUGUUCCCACACAGACACCGAUCCCAUCCUCCCAUCCUAUCUCUCGACUCUCACCUGGAUAUCGAUCUGGAAACGUUGUCGACCAACACUAUUCUCCCCACUCAAGAAGGAGAAAUAAAGAUUGAGAACGAAAACAACUCCGUCAUUACUCGUGUCGAUUCAAGUGGUAUCGUCUCGGUGCAACUUCAACUCAAAAACUACAUUGUGGAAAGGAUCGUUCAAGAAGAUCAAUGCAAUAUAUCCCAGAUAUCUAUGGCUGGUUGUUAUUCAUGUAGCCAAGGAUCAAUCGUCAAAAUGACCUGCUCUUCAAUUCAAUCAGAAGUAGAAGGUAGGAUUCUUUGUCCUUCAAUAACAUCAUCGGUCAACUGCACAAAACAAGGAGAAAGGAAUCUAUUGGUUCUUCAUGUCAAUCAUCAAACUGUCAAUGAAAAUUGUUCAAUCACAUGCGGACAUACCACAACUUCAUUUCUGCUAAUUGGACAAUUGUUUGCCGUCGAAACCUUCAAAGACCGAAAUUCAUCUCAUUUGCACCCUAUCAUGAAUUCAUCUCCAAGAAAGAGGGAGAAGAAGAAGAUAUUAUCGACGAUUGGUUCGAAGAUUCUGAUGCUUCAUGUUGCUCAACUUCAACUGCUCAACUGCGACUUCUUUCAAUUGCUCAACAGCGAUUCAAUGGUUCAAUAUUUGCUUCAAUGGUUUCAAUGGAUCAAGAUUCGCUGCAUGGUUUCAAUUGCCUCAAUGCUUAAUGGCUUAGUCUCGAUGGGAAAUGCUUCAAGGACAAUCAACUACAAUCUACACUGCUUCACACACUUCACCUGCUUUAUCGGGAAUGUCGAUUGUGUCAAUCGAGAAUCGAAGGAGAAAAGAUUUGUCAUCCAACAACUCAUGUUUAUGGAUGACAAAUCCUGA
Messenger RNA from Caenorhabditis briggsae, 5955 nucleotides. The record is from RefSeq and is a predicted model, not a curated record. The transcript is spliced from 4 exons. Lineage: Eukaryota; Metazoa; Nematoda; Chromadorea; Rhabditida; Rhabditidae. The coding region runs from base 1 to 5955 and encodes 1984 amino acids. Gene Ontology annotation, biological process: DNA integration. Gene Ontology annotation, molecular function: nucleic acid binding.